GGCUGCUCUAUCUAGUCAGCCAUUGGCUCUAUGAUUUAACAGUCUAUAGCUAUCUAGCGACAUAGUCAUAGUGAGCUACAUAGCUAGGUAAUAGCUCUUUAAAUCCAGCUGCAAGAAGUUUGAUGCAGGAAAUCAUAGAAAAUUCAAAGUAGAUCAUCAUGAGCGUUUUCAAGAAUGGAAUCUUGCUGCUACCUGGAUUUCCAAAUAAGAAGUACCUAUAUAACAUCCUUGACGAAGCUUCAAAACAUAUCCAAAGCAAUUUAUUUAUAGAAUUGACUGAUUUUGUUGAUACGAAAAUUCAAGGAGAUGUACAUUUAGUAAAUAACUUUCGAGAACUUGUAAAAAAUGUUUAUAGUCGUCCACAAACUGUAUCACGGAAUGUCAAUGUCCAUGUUUUAUUGCCUCCUGCUACAGAUAUAAAACCAUCAUCAAAACGAGAGUUGUCAAAAAUGCUUAAUGUAUGUAUUGCUAGCAAAACAUUGAAACAAACUACCCAACAACUGGAACAAAUAGUUCAAUUGAGGUAUAAUUUUAAAGAGUUUGUUAUGAAAUAUAUCGAUACAAAGGAAGAUAUGAUUGUAAGUGCCAGUGAGAUUAAUUUGACUCAAACGUAUCCAGGAGUGGUGAUUGGAGGAACCUUUGAUCGGAUUCAUGAUGGCCACAAACUAUUAAUUGCAACUGCACUCUUAUUGGCCAAUGAUAAAAUAACAGUAGGCGUGUCUGCUAAUGAGUUACUCCAAAAGAAAGUUUUAAAAGAAUUAAUUGAGCCAGUAGAUGCACGGAUUAAAAAUGUUAUUGAACUAAUAAAGGACUAUAAGCCAGGUUUAAAUUAUAAAGUUGUUCCACUGCACGAUACCUGUGGUCCUUCUGGAACCGAUGACGACCUUCAACUGCUUGUAGUAAGCGAGGAAACUAUAAAUGGAGGCCCUCUGGUAAACGAGACAAGAAAGCAAAAUGGUCUUCAACAGCUUGACGUGUUAAGUAUCGAUAUCAUCGCCGAUGAUUGUAGAGAUGUGUCGGCCAGUGUGAACGCAGAAGAUAAAUUAAGUUCUUCUCGACAAAGAAUACGCGAACUUGGAGUACUUCGAAAAGAAUCGACCCGUGCAAAGGAGCCUGGUAGGUGUUACGUGAUUGGUAUGACGGGCGGAAUAGCCUCUGGAAAGUCUUCCGUUGUUAAGCGGUUUGAGAAACUUGGUGCCUACACAAUCGAUUGCGAUAAGUUAGGUCACAGUGCCUAUUUGCCUGGUCGCACUGCGUUUAAGUUAAUUGUUGAGGAAUUUGGUAAAGAGAUUUUAAGUGUGGAGGGUACGGUAGAUCGGAAAAAACUAGGACCUAUCGUGUUUAACAACAAAGAGAGAAUGAAACGAUUGAACGAGAUCGUAUGGCCCGAAAUCCGACAAAUGAGAAAAGAAAUUAUCGAAAAAGUGGAAGCUGAUGGAAAACAUGAUGUUAUCAUAUUUGAAGGAGCAGUUUUGUUUGAGUCAGGUUGGGACAAAGAUGCUAAUGAAAUAUGGUGUUGCGUUAUACCUGUUGAAGAAGCGGUUCAGAGACUGAAAGAUCGAAAUGGACUGUCUGAAGAGCAGGCUAUGUCGCGCAUAGCAACGCAAAUGACCAAUCAAGAGCGCGUAGAUAGGUCAAAUGUUGUUUUUAGUACGUUAUGGGAGCCGGAAUUCACUCAAACACAGGUAGAGAAAGCAUGGAGGUUGUUGAACGAGAGGAUAGUCAGGAAAAAAAUCCCGAAUUGUGCGUUGUAGUCGAAUUUUUUGCGGCAUUAAUAUUUGGGUACCGUCUAAAAAGAUAAUAUUCCGCCAGCAAACAACGAAAAACUUCACAAGGUUUAUAGAUCCACUUGAAAUCAAACCACAAUGGGCUUUAGUAUGGUAAAUGGAGUACUUCACUUCUUCAAUUUGGUCUGUAUUUAAACACGGUAUUGCCAGUUGAUACGCGUUGCUCUAUUACUGACUUUCAGGUCGUUUAGCCAGAUGAGACGCUUUUGCAUGCAGGAUAUUUUUUCACGAUUUCAGGACCAAAUUCCCAGGACUAAAUCUAAUACUUAAAAAAUGCGUACCUCCAAAUUUUCCGUUUUCAGAGGUCUUUGAGAUAAAGCUUUGAAGAUAAAAAAAAGUCCGAAAAAAAGCAUGGUUACGGUCGUACCUCAUAGAAGUAAGAAUGGAAUUUUGUAUUUCAACACUUAAAUAGGUUUCUAUUCCCACACGGAUCGUGUAUACUCUGCACCUAGGCUUUCUUUAUUUUUACAAAAAUGGUACAGCAAGACAGGAAUACAAACGAGGAGCCCUGGGAACGAAGUUGAGCAUCGCACUGGUACACCAAAAUCAACGUUUCCCACAGUAUAGGGGGUAACAACAACCCAGAAAAUAAUAUUUAGGAAUUUGCCCAUAACUCCUCGAUAUGGGAAAACAACAUCACGUGGAACCAGGCUGCAAAACUGGUAGGCAGAUGGAGUGCGUCAAAAACUUGUUAGCUGCACUUUCUACAAUGACUGCGUUAUGCACAAUUCACUCGCAACAUCUGGCGCGAAAUAUCGACCUGAUGUCAGCAAAAAUUAGGACCAUUUUGGAGGUUGUAGGUACGCGUAGAAACAGUAAAAACACUAAAGUAUACUUUGUACAAUACUGUGUUUAUCAUAAGAAGAAAAUUUUAUUUGUAAAAUAAUUGACCUGCAAAUAUUAUUUACUUUAAAGCAAUUUUCGUUCCCAGGAAUAAUUACCAAAUAAAACAUAAAAAUAGCAGAAAGUCUUGGAAACGAAAUUACUAAAACUAUGCAUAAUUAUGCAAUACAAUUGCAUAUGUAAGUAACUUUCUAAUUAUGAGUUAAAUUGUGUUAAAUUAAUUACAGGUUAAAAUGAAAAAAGAAGAACGCCACAAAAUUAAAACCUAAACGUGGCAUAGGGAGAAAAAUAAUGACUCAGCAUAAAAUUCUGUUUGGAGCAAAACUCUUGUUGAUAAUAAAAGCAAAUAGAUUUCAACUAACCGAGGUCUGGUUUGUAAAUAUAUGGAAUCUUAUCGGAUUAAAAGUGUGUAAACGAAUUAAUUUUUUUUAGUUUCUUAACGGAGACUGUUUUAAACAUUUUCUCGUUGUGCGGCUCGCAUGAAAACAUUUUCAAAAGAUUCUAUAUUUGUGCUAAAAUAAAUACGUUUCCAAAAUCCUGAAAUACAUUGCCGUCCGUGUCAAGACACGACCCCGCCCAGAUUGUGCUUCUAGCCCGUAUUUAAAAUAUAUUCGUAGUAAAAUCUAAUAAAAAAACGCUUUCCAUACGUUUGUGAAAUCGUAUAAAUAAAAAAUAAUUUUAAAGAAUUAUCAGUUAAAAAAAAAUAAAAGUGAAGAAAAUAUACAACAUAUUACAAUU
Hydractinia symbiolongicarpus is the source of this 3368-nucleotide messenger RNA. RefSeq names its product bifunctional coenzyme A synthase-like. The transcript is spliced from 4 exons. Gene Ontology annotation, molecular function: dephospho-CoA kinase activity; ATP binding. The record is from RefSeq and is a predicted model, not a curated record. Gene Ontology annotation, biological process: coenzyme A biosynthetic process. Bases 159 to 1754 code for a protein of 531 amino acids. NCBI's taxonomy places the organism in Eukaryota, Metazoa, Cnidaria, Hydrozoa, Anthoathecata, Hydractiniidae.